AUGGAUGCAAGAAAUGUCUCUGUGGUGACUGAAUUCAUUCUGGUAGGAUUAACAGAUCAGCCUGAACUCCAAAUGCCCUUGUUCUUUCUUUUCUUAGCAAUGUAUCUGUUCACUGCAUUGGGAAAUUUGUGUUUGAUAAUUCUGACCGUGCUGAACUCUCACUUACAUACUCCUAUGUACUUUUUUCUCUUUAACUUGUCCUUAAUAGACAUCUGUUAUUGCUCUGUGUUCACUCCCCAAAUGCUGAUAAACUUCAUAUUAAAGAAGAAUUAUAUUUCUUACAUGGGAUGUAUGACCCAAGUCUAUUUCUUUAUUUUCUUUGCUGUAUCUGAAUGCUAUGUGUUGACUUCAAUGGCCUAUGAUCGCUACAUGGCCAUCUGUAAUCCACUGUUGUAUAAUGUUGUUAUGUCUCCUAAGUUAUGUUUGAGCCUUAUGUUUGGUUCCUACUUUAUUGCGCUUUCUAAUGCUGUAGCUAACACUACAUGCAUGCUGAGACUGACCUUCUGUGAUGCCAACGUCAUCAACCACUACUUCUGUGAUGUUCCUCCUUUGCUCCAGCUCUCCUGCACAAGCACAGAUAUCAACGAGCUUGUACUUCUUGUUGUUGGGACCAUCAAUGUCAUUGUUCCCACUUCAACUAUCUUUAUCUCCUAUGGUUUCAUACUUUCCAGCAUCUUUCAAAUCACUUCAUCUGAGGGAAGGUCCAAAGCCUUCAGCACCUGCAGUUCUCACAUCCUUGCUGUUUCUCUGUUCUUUGGUUCAAGUGCAUUUGAGUAUUUCAAACCAACUUCAGGAAGGUCUAUGGAAGAGGGGAAAUUUUCUUCUGUCUUUUAUACUAAUGUCGUUCCCAUGACAAAUCCCUUAAUCUACAGCUUGAGAAACAAAGACAUUAAACUUGCUUUUAAGAAAACAAUGAUCUGCAGGAACUUUUGA
This is a messenger RNA of Microtus oregoni (creeping vole), 933 nucleotides long. RefSeq names its product olfactory receptor 8B3-like. Gene Ontology annotation, cellular component: membrane. Gene Ontology annotation, molecular function: olfactory receptor activity; G protein-coupled receptor activity; odorant binding. The record is from RefSeq and is a predicted model, not a curated record. The coding region runs from base 1 to 933 and encodes 310 amino acids. NCBI's taxonomy places the organism in Eukaryota, Metazoa, Chordata, Mammalia, Rodentia, Cricetidae. The transcript has a single exon. Gene Ontology annotation, biological process: G protein-coupled receptor signaling pathway; sensory perception of smell.